AAUGAAUAUAGCUACUCAUGACAGGUCUUACUAAACUCCAAGUAGGUCGGGCGGCGCGACCCAUAGUUCGCGCACCCCUUUUUGAGCCAAUUCUAUUGCCAACACCAUACUUGAAUAGGCCAAAAUCAAUUCAAUGUAACGCACGAGGCCGAAAGGCGUCGCAUGAGGCGGGCAACCCGCAAGAGGCCUCAUCUUCACGGUCCGGGGCCUCCGCCAGUGGCCCGGGUGUGGCGACAAAGCAACCCGACAGGAAGGCCGUGAAGGCCCCUGAGCCGAGCGAGCCAAGCGCAAGCGGCCGCGCCAAACGCGUACGGCAGGUGGAGCAGGCGCCCGAGGCGCCUGUGGCUGUACCGGUAGCGGAAGCGGAGGAGCAGCAGGACGGUGUUGGUGGUGAAGAUGACAUCGGCGACGUGCCAGGACCGGAUUGGGACCCCUGGAGCGACCCGCGGGUCGUGCAGGAGCUGCAAGCCCGAGAUGUCCCCGUGCUAGAGGAGCUCAGCGCCGCGCAGCACAUCCUCAUCACAGACGGAUUCCUCAAGGACGGCGACGCACGAGCGCUGCGGGGCGUCUUCGACGCUCGGUUCGCCGACCCACGGGCCACCCACCCCGAGCGGUUCCUUUGGGACUACUGGCACGUGCCUGAUCAGUACACCCUGGUUCGAACCCAGGCCCAGGUGUACUUCCCCGAGCAGCUGUACGACAUGUUGGAGGAGGCGCUGCUGUCGUACGGUGAGAGCCAGCUGGGCUGCCGCGCCAUCAGCCCCAUCUGGAUGAGCUACUACGUGGACGGAUGCGGACAGGAGCUGCACUGUGACAACCCGCACGGCCCCUUCGCCUUCGUGCUGUCGCUCACAACGGACUGGGAUCAGCGGGAGUUCACUGGCGGCGAGACCACCAUCCUGCAGCCCCACGUGCUCAACUACUGGCGCAACUACGACCCCCGGAAGGGCCUGGAGCUGCAGCACCUGGUCACGCGGGUGCCCGCGCCCUUCAACCGCCUCAUCGUGUUCGACCCGCGCUUCCCGCACGGUGUGCGCCAGGUGCACGGCACGCGGGAUCCGCGCAAGGGGCGGCUGGUGCUGCAUGGCUGGUUCACGGAGCCCACCCCCUUCUUCCACGGCCCGCUGGACCCCGGUGAUGCCGAGGAGGCGCUGCGGGCGGGUCUGGAGCCGCUGUGGGAGGCGCUGGAGGGACUCAGCGGCCUCAUCACGGGCACCCUCAUCGCCCGGGUGCAAAUCAGCGGCCGCGACGGCAGCGUGGGCGACCCCACCUGGCUGGCUGACACGCUGGUGGAGGUGCCUAAUCAGGACCGCGCGGCCGCGGAGGCGCUGCUGCAGGGGCAGGUGCUGCCGCGGCUGCGGGCGCUGGUGCAGCACGAGGUGCGGAGCUGCCUGACGGGCAUCGCCUUCCCGCCCGUGGACUCCGGGGAGGACAGCACGCUAACGCUGCCCAUUGUGAUUGAAUGAGGGUAGCGGUGGACUGGUGGUUGACUGAGGGUGAUGGUGGGGCGGGGGUGGCGUGCAUGGGAGAGGGAUGAGAGAUGAGGGAAGGUGUGGAGAGGUGUGUGGGGGUUUGGGAAGUGGAGCCGGGAUGAGGUGUCUGUCGGUGUGGUGCCGCGCAGUGGGGAGGGAGGAAUGGGUUGUUUGAAAGUGAGCCGCCGCCGGUGUGUGUAGUUGAGUAGAACAAGAGCAAGCAGUUGGGAUAGGUUCGCCGCCGGUGUGUGUGUGGGCGGGGCGGGGCAGUGAUUGGAGGGAAGAGGGUGGGGAGGUGGGAGGGCGAUGUACCGGUGUACUAUACCCAGCCUUGCGGCCUUGGUGCGGGCCUCAGACCGGCGGGCAAGCAGGGGCACCGGGUGCCCCUGGGUAGCCCUCCAACCG
Astrephomene gubernaculifera is the source of this 1877-nucleotide messenger RNA. The record is from the annotation of a GenBank genome assembly. Lineage: Eukaryota; Viridiplantae; Chlorophyta; Chlorophyceae; Chlamydomonadales; Astrephomenaceae.